This is a messenger RNA of Porites evermanni, 578 nucleotides long. The record is from the annotation of a GenBank genome assembly. NCBI's taxonomy places the organism in Eukaryota, Metazoa, Cnidaria, Anthozoa, Scleractinia, Poritidae.
AUUUGUGGUGAGAAGUAUACCGUCUGCCAUGCCCUGUCAUGCAAAAAGGGAGGUUUCGUGGCGCAGAGACACGAUGGUGUUCGCAACCUACUUACCUCACUUAUUGGAAAGGUUUGCACCAACGUUGAAGUCGAACCUCAACUACAACCUCUUGAUAAUGAGCGAUUCAACGUCAGAACCGCGGUAAAAAGCUAAGCCCGGAGGCAAGACUGGACUUUAAGGCAGGGGGCUUUUGGUCUCGUGGAGUUACAGCAUUUUUUGAUGUCAGAGUGACGCAUGUUAACUCCAAGUGCAACCAGGGAAAAGAAACAUCCACAAUAUUUAAGGAGCAGGAGGAGGAGAAAAAGCGGAAGUACCAACAGAGGGUGCUGGACGUUGAAAUGGGAUCUUUCACUCCCCUAAUUUUUGGAACCAACGGUGGGAUGGGAGCCGACUGCCACUACUUUCUCAAACGCCUAGCCGAGAAGCUCUCAGAAAAGAAUGAGGAACCUUAUCACAUUACUAUUACUUGGAUUAGAACAUUGCUUUCUUUGGAGAUUUUAAGAACCGUGCACACAUGCGUAAGAGGUUCUAGGACA